GGCGGCGGGGGCGCGGGCGGCGCCAUGCAGUACCAGGCGGCGGGCGCGGCGCCGACGGCGGCGGCGGCGGCCCUGGGCGUCCCGCUGUACGCGCCCACGCCGCUGCUGCAGCCCGCGCACCCCACGCCCUUCUACAUCGAGGACAUCCUGGGCCGCGGCGCCGCCGCCGCCCCGCCGCCCCACGCCCUGCCCGCCCCGCCGCCGCCGCCGCCGCCGCCGACCCUGCCGUCGCCCAACUCCUCCUUCACCAGCCUGGUGGCCCCGUACCGGACCCCCAUCUACGAGCCGACCCCCGUCCACCCGGCCUUCUCCCACCACCUCGCCGCCACCUACGGCGCCGGCGCCUACGCCGGGCCCCUCUACUCCUUCCCCCGGAGCGUCGGCGACUACCCGCACGCCCUGCUGCGGCAGGACCCCCUCGGGAAGCCCCUGCUCUGGAGCCCCUUCAUCCAGCGGCCGCUGCACAAGAGGAAAGGGGGCCAGGUCCGCUUUUCCAACGACCAGACCAUCGAGCUGGAGAAGAAGUUCGAGACGCAGAAAUACCUCUCGCCGCCGGAGAGAAAGCGCCUGGCCAAGAUGCUGCAGCUCAGCGAGAGGCAGGUCAAAACGUGGUUUCAGAAUCGCAGAGCCAAAUGGAGGCGUCUAAAGCAGGAAAACCCCCAGGCCAACAAAAAGGAAGAAGCCGAAGGCGCCGACGGUCACUGUGCCCAGCGGCCCGAGAGCUGCCCGAGCCCCGAGCGCAAGGGCAAGGAGCUUUCCCUCGACGGCUCGCACUUCACCCCCUCGCCCGCCUCGCAGGAGGACCUGGAGUCCGACGUCUCCGACGACUCCGACCAAGAAGUGGACAUUGAAGGCGACAAAGGCUAUUACAACCCUGCCCACUAAUGGCCCCACGCUGCAGAGUGGACCCUAACGCGGCUUGCACUUUACCAGGCGCUGGCUUUAAACAAAAUGUGGUUGCAGGAGAAAACUGUCACCGUUCCCCUGGGGGGAAAGAAAAACCAAAAAACAGACUCGUUUUUUAAUAAGUAGAGAAAGAGAGACUUAUUUUUCACAAACAGUCCUUUUUUGGAAGAUCUCUAAUUUGGUUAAAGGAACAGAUCUGUGGUUUGUAUUUAAUUUGUAAGAUAUAUUUGUACAUUAAUUAAUGUCCUGACUGGAAUAUAAUACUGCAUCCUGCCCAUACUCACUGAGGGGUCUGAAUCAGCUGCUGUCCACUGACAGCAAAACUCCUUUCCGUCUCGUCUGGAAGUGAGUAUGGAUUGUAGGAUUAAGCUCUUUGUAUGUGUAUACAAAUGUAGUUUAAAUAAAUUAAUUUAAACGCCCUUCCCAA
Molecule: messenger RNA, 1333 nt
Organism: Rhea pennata
Lineage: Eukaryota; Metazoa; Chordata; Aves; Rheiformes; Rheidae
Gene: HHEX
Product: hematopoietically expressed homeobox
Exons: 4
Coding region: 25-885 (286 amino acids)
Biological process (GO): regulation of transcription by RNA polymerase II; cell differentiation
Molecular function (GO): DNA-binding transcription factor activity, RNA polymerase II-specific; RNA polymerase II cis-regulatory region sequence-specific DNA binding
Source: RefSeq, a predicted model, not a curated record